This is a messenger RNA of Peromyscus leucopus (white-footed mouse), 5787 nucleotides long. It is a transcript of the gene Vsig10l, whose product is annotated as V-set and immunoglobulin domain containing 10 like. The record is from RefSeq and is a predicted model, not a curated record. NCBI's taxonomy places the organism in Eukaryota, Metazoa, Chordata, Mammalia, Rodentia, Cricetidae. The transcript has 10 exons.
AUGCCCAACAAAACAAUAUUUUUUUUUCAGUUUUCUGACAUAGCAAAGAGCUGUAUGUGAUACAUAGAGCGUGCUCAGUGCAUUCAGACCAGGCCUCCCACCAGCACUGUGAGCACUAAGUCUCAUAUGUUCAGAGCUAAGCAGAGGCCUAAAGCCUAUCAAGGGGGAUUAGGAAAGCUUUCUGAAGGACUAAGCAGUCUGACCAGCCUCUCCUCCUGGCUGUGUAACCUCCCACAGGAAAUCUGACCUCUCUGCAUCAUCAUCUCUUGGCCUGGCAAAUGAGGACCAAACAUCCUGCUCAGGACAUUCAGAAGAAAUCAUCCUGAUGAUAACGCACAGAUAGAAUUUAGCAUAGUUCCUGGCUGGACUUAGGUUGCCAUUAUUAUUGUAGCUUUUAAUGAGGUGAGACCUGAAGGACCAGUUAUGAGGCACUGACUGGAGAGGGAAAGAGCAUUCCAGGUAGAGGGAAAGACUGCUUGCAAAGGCUGGGAGGUGAGUACCCAUCAGAAGAGCACCAUGUUCAGGGGGAUAAGGGAUGGAGUGCAGAGAAGUGGGUGGGGCCUGCCUGUAAGAAUGUCUGCAGAGGAUGCUGUGGAGCCAGGCAAAGCUGUCACAUGGAGGGAAGGGUCAGCUGGCCAGGGAGGGGUCCUAACUAGAGUAGGAGAUUGCAGGAAGUAGGUGGGGGAUGUAGGCAAAGAUGAUAAGGUCUGAGCAGUAGGCACCAAGAGGAGAAAAUGGGGAGAGGAAUCUAGGUAGCGUCAGAGAUUGAUGGAAGUGCCGAGGGGAAGCCAGUGGGAAGGGUCCCCAGCCUUUGCACAGGUGAUGGAGCCAUCCCAAAAGUAUUGGUCAGAGGGGAGAUGCUGAGUUUAGCAGGUGCUGGGCAAUGGAAAUUGAGUUCUGGGUCUCGGGGAGAUGGUCUCGACAGAGACAUCAACUGGUGACUUGAUUCUGAGGACAUCAGGGAGUCACAGAAAGGGCCAGGGUCAGAGAAGAAGCUUCAGGUAAGACAGAGUGGAAAGCAAGAAACCUGAGCCAGGCAGGGAGUUCACAGGAAGGGCUUUGAUUUCUUAGACACUCCUGAAGGAAGUCUUCCUGCAUGGUGUCCACAGUUCCAGCUGAGAGUCCACCUUCCCCUCAGGGUGAGGAGUGGAGGAUCAUUCUAGGCCUCUCCAUACAUCUUCUGAUGGACACGAAGGGUGGGGUGGGUCACAGCCACUAUAUCAUGCCAGGGGACCCUGGCACCUCCCACAGGUCUGUCUUCCUUCCCCACCCAGGAAGCUAAGCUGCCAUUCCUGCUGGACUUGUCAGACCUGGGACGAUGCAAGCUGUGGAUCUCGGCGUAGUGUCCUUUCCAGAGUGCGACCAUCACCAUGGGCCUCCCGUGGACUCUGCUGCUCUCGCUGCUCCUGGCAUUCAGAUCAGGGCUCCUCGCCCUCUAGCCAGCUUCUAGACCUCAGCGACCCUCUGCCUCCUCCUCAGACUCAGGGGGCUCUUCUCAGGACUUUGUUUCAAAAGUCUCCAGCCAGCCCCCCAGCCAGAACUUUCCAGAUCAGCCUCCAGGGUCAGAAGCCUCUGCUGGAAUCCCUGAUUCCAACUGGUUUCCUUGGGGGCUGAAUGCAAGCCAUGUUCCUGGGUCAUUCUGGACUAAUGUGUCUUCUGGGGGACAAUAUCUGAGUCCUGAUGUCAACUUCUCUAAAAUCCCUGCUUCCCAAGUGGCUUUUGAUGGUUUCAAUUCUCAAGAUCCUGCUAAAGACCCCAGGCCUUCCUUCUCUGUUCAAGUCCCAGGCACCAAAGUACCCAGCAAGGCCCCAGGUUCAAAGCCACCCCUGGAGCAUCACAAUCUUGAACUUUCUGCCCAGAACCCUGAAUCCAAAGUUUCUUCGGAGACUCACCAGGCUGCAAGUUUCCCCCAGCAGGUGGGGGGACCCCUUGCUGUGCUAGUGGGAACCACCAUCAAGCUCCCUCUGACUCCAGUCCCCAGCCCCAGGCCUCCUGCCCCUCUGGUGGUCUGGCGCCGGGGCUCCAAGGUACUGGCAGCUGGGGGCCUGGGGUCACAAGCUCCACUGAUCAGUCUGGACCCCAUGCAUCAAGCCCGCUUGAGAUUUGACCAGAUUCGAGGGGGUCUGGAGCUCACCUCUGCACGGCUGGAUGAUGCAGGCGUGUACACAGUUGAGGUCAUCAGAGGAGGAGUCUCCCAACAGAUUCGGGAGUUCACGGUGGGUGUAUAUGAGCCCUUACCCCAGUUGUCGGUACAGCCCAGGGCUCCAGAGACAGAGGAGGGGGCAGCCGAGCUGAGUCUGCGCUGCGUAGGGUGGAAUCCAGGUAGUGGGGAGCUAAGUUGGAGCAGAGACGGACGUGCCCUGGAGACCCCAGGCCCUGAAGGCGCAGAGCCACCUCGCAUCCGCGCAGAACGGGACCAGCUGCUCAUCUCACGUCCGGUACGCAGCGACCACGCCCGGUACACCUGCCGUGUCCGCAGCCCCUUUGGCCACACCGAGGCUGCAGCUGACGUCAGUGUCUUCUACGGCCCGGAUGCUCCGGUCAUCAAGGUCUUCUCCGACCGCGAUGCCGUUCCUGAGCUCUACGUUACUGCGGGCAGCAAUGUCACCUUGCACUGCUCGGCCCCCUCGCGGCCGUCUGCGGACAUUGCAUGGAGUCUGGCAGACCCCACAGAGGCCGCAGUGCCUGCGGGGCCUCGCCUCCUGCUGCCGUCGGUGGGGCCAGGCCACGCCGGCGCUUACGCCUGCAUCGCUGCGAACCCCCGCACCGGCCGCCGCAGGCGCUCGGUGCUCAAUCUCACUGUGGCGGAUCUGCCCCCCGGGGCUCCACAGUGCUCAGUGGAAGGGGGUCCCGCGGACCGGAGCCUCCGCUUUCGCUGCUCCUGGCCCGGUGGGGUCCCUGCCGCCUCUCUGCAGUUCCAGGGUCUCCCCGAAGGCGUCCGUGCAGGGCCGGUGCCAUCUGCACUCACGGUGGCUGUCCCCGCCCGCCCGGAGCUCAGCGGCGUCGCAGUCACCUGUAUGGCCCGCCACCUGGUGGCGACACGCACCUGCACGAUCAUCCCGGAAGCCCCCCAGGAAGUGCUGCUCCAGUCAGUAGUGGAGGAGACAGAGCCAGGGGAUGUGGUGGUAGCACUGGAGGUCACUGGCUGUCCCCCACCCUCAAGAGCAUCCUGGGCCCGGGAAGGACGGCCCUUGGCUUCAGGAGGUGGGGGUCGACUGCGGCUUAGUCAGGAUGGCCGGAAGCUCCUCAUCAGCAACUUCAACCUGGAUUGGGACCUGGGGAACUACUCUGUGCUAUGCAGCAGUGCACUGGGCGCUGGAGGCAACCAGAUCACCCUUGCUGGGCCCUCCAUUUCCUCGUGGAGGCUGCAGAGAGCCCAAGACGCCGCAGUGCUCACCUGGGAUGUGGAGCGAGGCACCCUGCUCACUGGCUUUCACAUCCAGGCAUGGACAGACGGCUCUGACCUGGAUAGAGUCACCAUGAGCAGGGACUGGGUCUCCCUGCUCGUUCUGGGCCCUCAGGAACGGUCAGCCAUCGUGCCGCUCCCUCCUCGGAACCCUGGGACCUGGACCUUUCGCAUCUUGCCCAUCUUGGGGUCUCUGCCAGGGACCCCAUCUCAAAGCCGGGUCUACCAAGCGGAUUCUGCCCUGAGUCCCGGGGCCAUCGCUGGCAUCGUCCUUGGCUCUCUGUUGGGCUUGGCGCUGCUGGCUGGCCUUCUCCUCCUGUGUAUCUGCUGCCUGAGGCAUUUCCCAGGAAGGACUUCUGUGAAAAAGCAGCACCCCCUGACCUUGCCUCCUGUGCUUACCCCGCCAGGAAAAAAGGUGCAGAAUUUGACCCCAGUGCAGACCCCACGGCCACUGCCCAUCAAAAGCCAGCUGCAGAGCCCUCACCCAGUCAAGGCCCAACAAGUCAUCAGCCCCAGUCCAGCUUACUGUCCAGGUGGCAGCCCAUGGACUGUUCGGGCAGCCACCCAGGUAUGACAAAAGCUGGUGGCCCACUCUCCAUGAAGUGUUUUGGGGUACAGUUUCCUGCUUUGUUCCAGCAGCAUGGGGCCUACUGUGACUGAGGAUUGGACUCUAAGGGUGGGACAUCCUGUCCCCCUCUUGUCUCAGAAGACUCAACCUGUACUUUUGCAUCUGAGAACGUCAGUGUGACUCUGGGGAUAGAUAGGAGAGCCGCCUACAGAAGGGCGAAUGGCGGUUGGCGGAAACUCAGAUACUCUGACGUGUAGGGCCUGCUCUUCAGCUCCAAGCUGGAAGGGGAGCCUAGCCACAGCUUCUGCAACGGUCUGCUACCUUCUGCUGCCUCCUCCAGGCCUCACCCCUUCAGCUUUCAGAGACUCCCAUCAUCCACAUGAGAUCAUGCACGCAUCCCAUGCCCCGCUUCCUCCCCCAUCUCUUGAUUUCCUUUUUGCUUUGUUUUGUGACUCAGAGUCUCAUGGAGCCCAGGCUGGCUUCAGACUUGUUAGAUAGCCCAGACUGACCCUGACCUCAUGAUUCUCCGGCCCCAGUCCCCCAAGUGCUGGGACUGCAGGCGUGGGCCACCACACACACCUUUCUUUCUUUCUGUUGUUUUUUGUUUGUUUGUUUGUUUGUUUGUUUUUGAGAAAGGACCUCAUAACGUAGACCUGGUUGGCCUCACACUCCCCAGUCUUCCUGCUGAGAUGGCAGCCAUGCACUACCAUGGCUUCUCUCUCUCUUCUCUCUCAAAUUUCUCUCCGGCUGUACAUAGUGUUUAGACAUCAUUCAGUCUCUGCAUUCUAACCUCUGAGGCCUGUGGUUUGGCCUCUGCCAACCCCUGUGACUUGUCCUCCCAAGGCUACUCCUCCGUAGGCCUUCUGCCAACCACACUUCCCCCGGCCUCCAACUCUUUGUCCCUAGAGUUCUCUCUGCCUGGACACUUCUCUUUCCCAUGUCAUUGAUUUAUCAAGGCUUGAAGUAGCCACUGGCACUCAGAAAGACCCCCCCCUCCCCUGCCUUCAAUGUGAGUGAAGUUCCACAGUCCCCAGCUUCCCUCCAGUCCUGUAAGUGUACAAUGACAGAUGUCAGGAAGUUUCCCUCUCUGAACUGAUAGCUCAGUGAGGCACACACCACACUUUUAUCCCAGCAGAAACAGAGCCUGGCACACAGCAGGCACGCAAUAAAUACUGUGGACUGAUGGAAUAUUCGAGUGCCCGUGAAGAGCUGCUGCUGUUGCUGCUAUCCUUGGCAAGAUAUGUCUUCCUUUUUCAACAAGAGUGCUCACGGGAAAUUUAGAGCUGCAGCAGUGAGGAAUCUUAGGCUGCAAGCAGCAACAUAUAGAGCCAGGCAUCACGGUCCAAGGUAAUACAAACACUUGGGAGCUUGAGGUAGGAAGACCACAUGCUCAAGGUCAGUGUUUCAGAGGGAGACCUUGUCUCAAAACACCAAGGACUUGGCAUGUGAUUCCAUAGUAGAGCAGCUGCCUAGAAUCCCUCAGCGACGGAUGAGAAUGUGGCUCCAUGGUAGAGCUCCUGUCUAGAAUCUCCCAGUGAGGAUUAAAUACUGGGUUCAGUCUCUAAUACUAUAUGUACAAAGGGGGAGAAAAAUCAAGAUUUUGUAUUUUUUUAUCACUGCCAACAGAAAGUAUGAUACCAAUUAGCUUAUACAAACACAGGCUUUACUCCUUAUGUGUGGGUGAGUGGGCUUCAGGCAGGGUUUGAUCCAGCUGCUCUACCCUUUCCUCACUGCUACGCCCCAUAACACCCCCUCCACAUAAUAAAGCUACACUGCAUGCUCAGGCUCUGAGACUGAGCCCCCUUGACCAGCA